UUUGGCAAAAACACAAAAAGCAAUCAAUAAAUUCUGUUGAACGCUGUUUUCCCAGCGUGUUUUCAAUUUUGUUGUUGUUGUGAUCGUUGUGAUAUUGUUUGGGUUUGAGAGCUGAUAAUCACACACGAUAGAUAGAUAAUAAAAGCCGUAUAAAUGAUGAAACUAGUGGACCAAGUUGUUAGAAGUUUUAAGGUCGCUAAAGUUUUUCGAGAAAACACCGACAAAAUAAAUAGCAUAGAUUUCUCACCUUCUGGCGAGACACUCAUAUCUUGCAGUGAAGAUGAUCAAAUUGUAAUUUAUGAUUGUGAAAAAGGUACACAAAUGAUUACUGUAAACAGUAAAAAGUAUGGUGUUGAUCUGAUACAUUUUACACAUGCAAAAAACACAGCCAUUCACAGCUCUACGAAAGUUGAUGAUACUAUACGAUAUUUGUCCUUGCAUGAUAACAAAUAUAUAAGAUAUUUUCCUGGACACACUAAGAAAGUAGUUACAUUGUGCUUAUCACCCGUGGAGGAUACAUUUUUAUCAGGAUCACUUGACAAAACUCUCAGACUGUGGGAUUUGCGCUCACCUAACUGUCAAGGCUUGAUGCAUUUGUCCGGAAGGCCAGUGGCAGCUUACGAUCCUGAAGGUCUCAUUUUUGCAGCUGGUGUAAAUUCAGAGAGUAUUAAGCUGUAUGACUUGAGAUCAUUUGAUAAAGGUCCUUUUGUAACAUUUAAACUUAAUCAAGAAAAGGAAUGUGAUUGGACCGGUCUAAAGUUUUCUCGUGAUGGUAAAACUAUGUUAAUAAGUACAAAUGGAUCUAUAAUUCGACUUGUAGAUGCCUAUCAUGGCACACCACUUCAAACUUUCACUGGACACCUCAAUAAUAAAGGAAUUCCUAUUGAAGCAUCAUUUAGCCCUGAUUCACAAUACAUAUUUAGUGGCUCUACAGAUGGAAGAGUACAUGUAUGGAAUGCAGAUACUGGAUACAAAGUUUGUGUCCUCAAUGGGGAUCAUCCAGCGCCUAUUCAGUGUGUGCAGUUUAAUCCUAAGUAUAUGUUGCUAGCCUCUGCAUGUACUAAUAUGGCAUUUUGGCUACCAACAAUAGAUGAUGUUUAAGUAUUGUAUUUAGAGGUAUAAUAUAACUUUUAAGUCUUA
Maniola jurtina (meadow brown) is the source of this 1140-nucleotide messenger RNA. It is a transcript of the gene Wdr82, whose product is annotated as WD repeat-containing protein 82. Lineage: Eukaryota; Metazoa; Arthropoda; Insecta; Lepidoptera; Nymphalidae. Gene Ontology annotation, cellular component: Set1C/COMPASS complex. The record is from RefSeq and is a predicted model, not a curated record. The coding region runs from base 154 to 1101 and encodes 315 amino acids. The transcript has a single exon. Gene Ontology annotation, molecular function: chromatin binding; protein binding.